Molecule: messenger RNA, 1544 nt
Organism: Paramacrobiotus metropolitanus
Lineage: Eukaryota; Metazoa; Tardigrada; Eutardigrada; Parachela; Macrobiotidae
Exons: 2
Coding region: 331-1278 (315 amino acids)
Source: RefSeq, a predicted model, not a curated record
UGACGCUUGCAAAAAGCACGGAAAAAUGCGGAAUUUUCUACUUGGAAUUCGCAUCUGCACUUUCCCCAAUAGUACCACUUUUUAUGAGCUAGUUUUGACCUGGUAAAUUUGGCACGUGCCGUCCAGGCAAACCUUAAAACACAAACUUAAAAAUUCCACUCGUGCAAGGUAUGGAAUAAGUACUUUACUUAAAAUUAUUGAAGUAGUGCCUGCUUGCAACAUAACGUCACAAAAGCUGGUAUAAAAACUUGUAAUACAGCCGCAAGACAUCGCCAUUGCGAGGUACGACAAAUCGGCAGCAAAAUCCGCAACUGAAUUCUACUAUUGUUUAUGAUUUCAAAACUGGUCGACAUGGAUUUGUGUAAAAUUUUGUUGUAUUGCCUCACGCUUUCUUUUUCGACAUUGACAGCUUCUGCAGUGUUGCGGAACAUUGAGUUCGUGAACAACUGCAACCAACCGAUCUGGGUAGGAGCCCAGGGGAAUCCUCUGCCCUUCAAAGGCGGCUUUCAACUGGACGCCAAAAAAUCCGCGGUCAAGCAGAUACCCGGCAACACCGAAGCCGCUCGUUUCUGGCCGCGUACCGGCUGUCGCACCGAGAAUGGCAAGUUCAUCUGCCAGACCGGCGACUGCGGAGCCCCGCCAAAUAAAUUCGGCAUGGAGUGCAACGGCAUCGGUGGACAACCCCCGGCCACCCUGGCCGAGUUCACCUUUCUGGAAGGCGCCAACCAACAUGACUUCUACGACCUGAGCAACGUCGACGGUUACAACGUCCCCAUGAAGAUUGAACCGGUGGGCGGGAGCAAAGCACCCGGUGCACCGGUGGACAAAUUCAACUGCGGCGCUCCUAAAUGCACCAUGGAUCUCAAUAAGUGUCCAGCGGAGUUGAAAAUGAAUAAAGCCGGCACAGUGGUGUGCGCGUCCAUCUGCGCCGCCGUCAACAAUGCCGAACAGCGCGCUAAAUUCCCUGCGCUGAAGGCCAUCUUUGACAAUCCCGAAAAGCGGGCGUUGGUAUGCUGCGAGUGUCUGUGCCCGCCGAAUAGUGGAGAUUGUAACUGCAAGAAUCCCAAGAGUAAGUACUGCUGUUCGCCAUACAAUAAGCCGUCAGCAUUGGAAAACGGAGGCAAGUGCCGUGUGGAGGACUGGCCGCUGUCUUCCGCGAAGGAACGCUACGAUGCGGUUUUCAAGAGUGCGUGUCCGGAUGCGUACAGCUGGCAGUUUGAUGAUCAUCAGAGUACAUACGUCUGUGCUAAAGCAAAUUAUCGCAUCACUUUUUGCUAAUUGUACUCCAGCAUGAAAGUUUCUCCGCCACUGUAUUUUUGUAUACAGGUACAUCGUUGUUUUGCUUGUUUCAGUGCUUUUAUGCUGUUAUGAAGAACGACUGCAUGCUAGUUCAGUCAGAUCGAGAUGCACUGCAGUUAAGAAUUAUUGUCAUUAAUUAAGACCAAAAAGACCCUACGUAAAAAUUAAAUUGUACAAGAAGCUCCCUGUUGCACAUGGCCAGUGGUACAUUAUUGUUGCAAAUGCCGUUAUUAAAUAAAGGUCAA